Messenger RNA from Spea bombifrons (plains spadefoot toad), 982 nucleotides. It is a transcript of the gene CTDSP1, whose product is annotated as CTD small phosphatase 1. Lineage: Eukaryota; Metazoa; Chordata; Amphibia; Anura; Pelobatidae. Bases 191 to 970 code for a protein of 259 amino acids. The record is from RefSeq and is a predicted model, not a curated record. The transcript is spliced from 7 exons. Gene Ontology annotation, molecular function: RNA polymerase II CTD heptapeptide repeat phosphatase activity.
UUUUUUCUUUUUUUGUUUUCCCCUCUUUUCCCUCCUGUCGUUUUUUUCUCUGCCCCCCAUCGGUCUCCCAUGCCCUCCAUCCUCUCCCCUUCUCCCUUUUUUUUCCUUAUUUGUUCAUCUCACCCCAAAGCCAGAGGGAGGAAGAAGUGAAAGUGCUGGCAGGAGGAGAUUCGAGCUCUGGGGAGGUGUGAUGGACAAUCCGUCCAUAUUCACCCAGGUCAGCCGAGAAGAUGUGAACUCUCCCUUGCAAGAGAAAGGUGCUCAGAACUCCUCUAGCAAGAAACCCAGGAGCCGCAGCAUCUUCCACUCGCUCUUCUGCUGCCUGUGUCACGAAGAUGCCGAGCCGCUACCGGUCAACAAUAACGCCCCCCUCGUGGCGGAGGAGAACGGCUCGCUCCCAAAGGCGUCUGUUAAGUAUCUUCUCUCGGAGGUGAAACCGCGGGACGCGGGGAAGAUCUGUGUGGUCAUCGACUUGGAUGAAACUUUAGUACAUAGCUCGUUCAAGCCGGUUAACAACGCCGACUUCAUCAUUCCUGUAGAGAUCGAGGGAACUGUUCAUCAGGUGUAUGUGUUAAAGAGACCCCACGUGGAUGAGUUCCUCAGGCGGAUGGGAGAGAUGUUCGAGUGCGUGCUGUUCACGGCCAGCCUCGCCAAGUACGCGGACCCCGUGGCUGACCUCUUGGAUAAAUGGGGAGCCUUCAGGGCGCGACUUUUCCGAGAGUCCUGCGCCUUCCAUCGGGGGAACUACGUGAAGGACCUGAGCCGGCUGGGGCGAGACCUCAACAAACUCAUAAUCAUCGACAAUUCCCCGGCGUCCUACAUCUUCCACCCGGACAACGCCGUGCCGGUGGCUUCGUGGUUUGACGACAUGACGGACACCGAGCUCCUAGACCUUCUCCCCUUCUUCGAGAGACUCAGUCGCGCCGACGACGUGUACAGCGUUCUAAAGCAGCGCAGGACCGCCAGCUAAUGAUUGGAGGGG